Drosophila gunungcola (fruit fly) is the source of this 353-nucleotide messenger RNA. It is a transcript of the gene Z600, whose product is annotated as protein Z600. Bases 70 to 339 code for a protein of 89 amino acids. Lineage: Eukaryota; Metazoa; Arthropoda; Insecta; Diptera; Drosophilidae. The record is from RefSeq and is a predicted model, not a curated record. The transcript has a single exon.
AAGGGAAAUCAGUAUCAGGGCAACCACGUCAAGCUUCACAUUAACUUCCCGAACAACCAAGAAGUCAUCAUGUCGACCAACGAAACCAACCAAGUGCUGCAGCGCCUGAACAGCCUGAAAAUUGUGGAAACCCCCAAGGAACAGAGGGAACUGGACAGCCGGGAGUGCUACUCCCUGGACAGCAAGAAGUAUGGACUAGUGCCCGCCACCCCCAGCAGCAGUGGAACCGGAAAGUUUCAAACCGAGCUCAAGAAACGCCGCAAAAACAAACUCAAUCGCACGUACACUUACGAGGCGGACAAACACUUCAUCAGGGCUCGCAAAUCUUUGAACUUCUAAUCAUAACCCAAUGU